Hibiscus syriacus is the source of this 877-nucleotide messenger RNA. RefSeq names its product probable rRNA-processing protein EBP2 homolog. Gene Ontology annotation, cellular component: nucleolus; nuclear periphery; preribosome, large subunit precursor. Lineage: Eukaryota; Viridiplantae; Streptophyta; Magnoliopsida; Malvales; Malvaceae. Bases 98 to 877 code for a protein of 259 amino acids. The transcript has 2 exons. The record is from RefSeq and is a predicted model, not a curated record. Gene Ontology annotation, biological process: ribosomal large subunit biogenesis; rRNA processing.
AAGCCUAUUCAGCUGAAAGUUAAAGGAAACGAUUUAAAAAUCCAAAGCUGCUAGGGUUUUACUAAGGUUUUGAGAGCAGGCAAAAGAUUUUUACGCUAUGGGGUUGCAAAGCAAAGAUUUAAGCCUCUUACAAGAUGAGAAUAAUGUGGCAGAUGGUGUUGAGGAUGUAUUGGAUGAUCUUAGUGAUGUAGAAGAGUCCGAAUCCGAGCAGGAAGAUGUGAAAUUGGCGGAGCCGUCAAAGACCACUAUAUACAAUCGAGAAGGCCUUGUCGAGAAACUUGAAGACAUCGUCUGGCCGGAUAAUGUCAACUGGAUAUACAAGCUUUCCCUCGAUAUCGAUCAAGGGAAGGAAGUGGAUGUGAAUGAUGACUUAGCGAGAGAGCUCGCUUUCUACACGCAGGCAUUGGAGGGGACGAGGCUGGCAUUCGAGAAGAAGCAUAUUGAAGAAGCUGAAGAGAGGAGGAAAGCGAGAGAGGCCAAGAGGAUCGCCAAAGAGGUUCAAGCUGAGAAGUUGAAAGAAAGAGCUAAGCAGAAGAAACAAGAGAUUGAGGAAGUUAAAAAGUGGAGGAAGCAAAGGCAGCAGAGCGGCUUCAAAGAUGGCAAAGAUAGUAUGCCGGAUUUGGGUUUCAGAGAAGGUAAAGCAUUUGAGAGGUCGAGCAAGAAACGGCCUGGGGUGUCUCCAGGCGAUCGUUCGGGAGGGAAGGCAAAACAAGGUAGUGGCAAGGGUAAUACUAAGAAUAAGAAAAACAUGGAGUUCCGGAAUUCUAAGUUCGGGCUCGGAGGAAGGAAAGGUUUGAAGAAACAGAACACUUUGGAAACAACGAACGAUCUUCGAGCAUUCAACAAUGGUGGCGUUGCAGAAAACUUGCUAUCUUGA